Cladocopium goreaui is the source of this 2373-nucleotide messenger RNA. The record is from the annotation of a GenBank genome assembly. Lineage: Eukaryota; Dinophyceae; Suessiales; Symbiodiniaceae.
AUGACCAUUUCACCUUGCAGCAGUGGAGUGGCAGUUUACAGUGCAUCCUUGACCAAGUCCUACACUCCGCCAAAGAUCGAACAAAAGCCAGAGCCGCGAAGCAAGUUCGAAGUACGUCCAGAGGAUUACGUACCGCCCGAUAGCUUUCAAGAGAAUCAUUAUGCAGAUGGCCGACUGAAGUCACAUGGUCAAAAGAUGAAGUGCGACGACGGAAUCGACUUCGCCCAGACCUGUCCCAUCGGCUGGAGCUACGUUGCUCAGCUGAACUGCUGUGCCCAAAGGGCCAAGCGGACCAGAGUGCCAGGCCCCGCCGGAAUUUUAUACGGAGACAAACUGGUGCCGGCAGCAGCUGACUCCGCGCCAAGUAGCUCGAGCGGGAGAAGGGAAGGGAUUAAUCGCUUCGCGCCGUGCUCUAUCCACAAACUUGCCAUGGAGCAAGUCGUUGCCGGCAGCAUUGGGCUGAUGAUCCUUCAUUUCUACACGAUGAGGGUGUUGACGUGGAGGGAUUGGGUGCCCAUUUUUGAGCGAACCUUGCGAAGCUGGAGGAUCUCAUCAAGACCCGUUGAACGGCCUGAGGUUCUUGCCUGCAUGUUCGAAAGGCGUGAGCGAGUACUCAAGGAGAUUGCCGGGAUUUGGUGCCCGUUAAUCGAAUCAUUUUGGUUGCCUUACUACGUUUUGGUCAAUUACUACGCCUUCGGUUCCCUUCUUCAAGUUCCUUGCUUUCUCAGCGGCGCAAUUGCAGUUCCCGCGUUGCAACGAGUUGCGAGGCGAGAUGUUAAACUGACUCCCCUGAUUAUGCAUCAAUGUACCUUCCACCUGUGCAUCGCAAUCCUAAUCAGCUCUGUUGGCUUUCCGCGGGAUUUGAUGCCAAUUCUUCAUGUGGCUCGUAUCAUGGUGGGCACCUUCUCGACAGAUGUGUGGCACGUCAACAACAUGAACUUGCUGCUUGCUCCACUUCACGUGCUGUCCAACUGGAUGCAAAAGGAGCCCAAGGCAGAAGCCCUCGAGUUCAUGCUCAUGAUCAUCGCUGAGGUGUUCUUCAUAUCAAUCACAGCCUUGAUCCUUUCCACCUUACAUGAGAAAGAAUAUCAGUUAGCUGCUGCAAGCCUGGAGCUGGAAGAGAAGGUGCAAGAAGUGAAGGAAGCCGAACGGAGCGGCGCCGCAGCGCAGCGGCUCCUGGCAGUGACCUGCGAUGCGUCCACGCGGCUGACAGGGGACUUGAGGAUUUCUCAGCCUUCCCCGAGUUUGUCGGAUUUGUUAAUGUGCGGCUUCGGAUCCAACCUGGGAUGCAACCACCUUGAAGGAGUUCCCUUCCUUCGCUAUGUGGACCCACCAGAACAUAAUCGCUUGAAGGCCUUCAUUGAGGAAUCGGCCAAAGCCGAUACGCCACCAAGGUCGAUCCAUUUGCAGAUGAAGGAUUCCAGCGGUAUUUCGUUCAAUGCCGAGCUCUUCCAUGUGACGGUGCCUUCCCUGAUGUCUGAGCAGGUGGAACAUCUGAUUGGUAUCAGCCAGGAGCCAUGCUGGGCGAUCCAUGGCGAUCCUGGGCCAUGGCCUUGGAAGAUGUUGGAUCUUUUGGAGGAGAACUCCGAAAGAGUUCUGGCAUCUGAGGAGCAAAGUGCCAUGAGCGGCCCGUCCACCGACAUGCCGCCCACGGACAUGCGUCACAUCCUGGGCUAUGGACUUCCGCCGGUGAAGACAGAGCGGAGCCUCCCGAGCGCACGAAGCAGAAGUAAAAGCCGCAGUGAAUCUGCUUCAAGCAGCGACCCCAGGACCCCGAGCUCCAAAUGUCAAAACCUGAUACGAUUGCGCAUGCUGCAGAAGGUGAACUUCACCAUAGACAUCGAGUCUGAUGACUUUCAGAUAGAGUCUUUAACUCUGACCUUCGGACAGACGGACAACUGUCCAAGGGAUGCCCUGCCCAAACUGCUUGAAUGGAUCAAGCCAAACUAUAGGUCGUUGCUCUUCAACUGGGCACAAUCCCACGCCAACGCCUUUGCCAGCGGCAGUCCAUGCAAGGAUAUGCCGUCAUUGCGUGGUGUCAAACUGAUAUCUCCCAUGCAAUCUGCCAACACUAUCCUUGCAGGGGAAGUAAUUCCUGCUGGAUUUCAGGAAGUGGAUGGCGGUACUGGCAGUACAGAAAACGGAGGAACAAGUUGCAGUGGCAGCGCAGGUGCCCAAAUUUGGGUCCCAAAUGCGGAAGCUUUUUGCCCACUAGCUGAGCUUGGAAUGAUGAGGUGUAAUGCCAUAGGAGGUGUUUUGGAUUUCAGCCCGAAGCAACAGUGGCUGGACCAAAUUAUCCAGUCGCAUGGCUUCGAGACAUGCAGUUCCGGAGCCAGAUGUUUAGCCAGCAAGAGUCAACUCUUGUAUACAUAG